Messenger RNA from Oncorhynchus keta (chum salmon), 6608 nucleotides. It is a transcript of the gene sned1, whose product is annotated as sushi, nidogen and EGF-like domains 1. Gene Ontology annotation, cellular component: plasma membrane; protein-containing complex. The record is from RefSeq and is a predicted model, not a curated record. Bases 913 to 5181 code for a protein of 1422 amino acids. The transcript has 33 exons. Gene Ontology annotation, molecular function: protein binding; calcium ion binding. Lineage: Eukaryota; Metazoa; Chordata; Actinopteri; Salmoniformes; Salmonidae. Gene Ontology annotation, biological process: heterophilic cell-cell adhesion; cell-matrix adhesion; establishment or maintenance of epithelial cell apical/basal polarity.
AGGGUAUUGCUAACCCUAACCAUCAGGGACCAAAUCGCUGGGAUUGUAAAAAAUAAAAAAAAUAUCAUUCUGCUCCCCCUUUUUCUUUCAGUCUUUCCCUCAGUUUAUCUCUGUGAGACGGAGCAGCAGCACAGCUUUACGAACCAACGAAGCACCCAGCAGCAAGCAGCGAGGCAAGCAGAAUGCAAGGAAUCUAUCCCCUUGUCUCAGACAAACAGCACAACUAAGAGCGAGAGAGCGAGAGGGAGAGAGAGGGAGAGAGAGCGAGAGAGAGCGAGAGGGAGGGAGAGAGAGCGAGAGAGAGAGAGAGGGAGAGAGAGAGCGAGAGAGAGAGAGAGGGAGACCGAGAGAGCGAGAGGGAGGGAGAGAGAGCGAGAGGGAGGGAGAGAGAGCGAGAGGGAGGGAGAGAGAGCGAGAGGGAGAGAGAGAGCGAGAGGGAGAGAGAGAGUGAGAGGGAGAGAGAGAGCGAGAGAGAGCGAGCGAGAGAGAGAGCGAGAGAGAGAGAGAGAGGGAGACCGAGAGAGAGAGAGGGAGACCGAGAGAGAGAGAGACAACACAGGAGAAGAUUUAAAGGGCUGCUGUUGCUGCAGCUGUGAAAGAAGGUUCCUGUUCUGCUGAAACCCCAGGUGUUCUGCUACCCUACCCUCUGAUACCCCAGGUGUUCUGCUACCCUACCCUGUGAUACCCUCUGCCUGUUGUGACUGUCCCUGUCACCUCAUUCCCUGGGAGAGAGAGAGAGAGGAAGAAGGACAGAGAGAGAAACGACACGAAAGAUUUAAAGAGCUGCUGGUGUAGAAGACGAGAUACUGUCCUUCCCUGUCCUCUCCUGUCCUCUCCUGUCCUCUCCUGUCCUCUCCUGUCCUCUCCUGUCCUGCUGCCUGCCUAGAGCCUGAAGCUGAGAGUCUGAGGGCCAUGGUGAAGAUGUCUGGAGCUGACCUGGUACCUGGAGCGUUGCUACCCUGCCUCUGCACCCUGCUCUGCCUGAACCUGCUGCUCCUCCCUGGGACCGUCGAGCCGGGGGUACCCCUGGAGGACUUCUACCCCUUUGGUCAGGACUCGGGGGACUCUCAGACCAUCUCCCAGGACGAUGGCGGCUCGGGGCUGGUGGAGAUCUCUGUUUCAUUCCCCUUCUUCGGUGACAGGCACUCUGGACUCUACGUAAACAACAAUGGCCUGGUCUCGUUCCUCAGAGAGGUGUCUCAGUUCACACCUGUAUCGUUUCCCAUCGCCGGAGACCGGAGGGUUGUGGCGCCGUUCUGGGCUGACGUGGACAACAGGCGGGCGGGGCAGGUCUUUUACAGAGAGAGUAAAGACCCGUCUGUCCUCCUGAGGGCCACGGCUGACGUCAGACGACACUUCUCUGAGUUCCCAGAGUUCAGUGCGACGUGGAUCCUCAUCUCAACGUGGCACAAAGUCACCUUCUUUGGAGGAAGUGACAUCACACCGGUGAAUUCGUUCCAGGUCAUACUGAUCACCAACGGAGAGGUAUCCUUCACCAUCUUCCAGUAUCAUGAGAUCACCUGGACCACAGGCAUGCACGCCAGCAGUGGAGGAGACCUGGCAGGGCUAGGAGGCAUCGCUGCACAGGCAGGUUUUAACGCUGGCGACGGGAAACGCUACUUCAACAUCCCGGGGUCUCGUACUGAUGAUGUCGUGGAUGUGGAGGGAACCACCAACGUGGGUCACCCCGGGAGAUGGGUGUUCCGGAUCGACAAUGCCCAGGUGGAGGUGGGCGGAUGCAACCACUCCGCGUCGGUGUGUCCACACCUUCGACCCUGUCUGAACGGAGGUCGCUGUAUAGACGACUGCAUCACCGGCAACCCUUCCUUCACCUGCUCUUGUCUGGCUGGCUUCACAGGACCGCGGUGCCAGAUAGAUGUAGAGGAGUGCUCGUCAUCUCCAUGUCAGAACGGAGGUACCUGCUCAGACCAGGUUAACGGCUUCAUCUGCCAGUGUCCACCUGGGUUUACAGGGACAGUCUGCCAAACAGAUGUAGAGGAGUGCUCGUCAUCUCCAUGUCAGAACGGAGGUACCUGCUCAGACCAGUUUAACGGCUUCAUCUGCCAGUGUCCACCUGGGUUUACAGGGACAGUCUGCCAAACAGAUCUAGAUCACUGUGUUUCCCAGCCUUGUCUGAAUGGAGGGGACUGUCGAGACCAGGUGAAUGGUUAUACCUGCGCCUGUCCUGCUGCCUUCACCGGGACACACUGUGAGACAGAGUUGGCGGUGGUCCGUGUGAAUUCAUCAUCUACUCCUCGAACUGAAAAUCGAACAGUGUCCUGUGAGGGGGAGGGCUGUGACAAACACCAGCUCUGUGAACACACCGGCUCUGGGAGCUUCAACUGCACAUGUACCCAAGGAUUCUAUGGUGACAACUGUGAAGAGGAGUGUCUGUGCCAGAAUGGUGGCAUCUGCGUGGAAGUGAAUGGGACCUGUGACUGCUCCUCCGGCUUCACUGGACUCUACUGUCAGUUUGAGGUGACCCAGACCCCAUGCAGCAACAGCAGGCCGUGUCCUGAUGGAGGACCCUGUCUGGAGUACGGAGGAACCUACCUGUGUACCUGUCAGACAGGUGUGGCAGACCUAGAUCACAGGGACUUCUAUCCUCCCUAUGUACAGCCUCGAUCGGUCUGUGAUUCGUCUCCGUGUCUGAACGGAGGUCAGUGCUAUGAGAGAGAUGGAGGCUACACCUGCGAGUGCAAGCAUGGAUACAGAGGGAAGCACUGUGAGAAAGUCAGACUCAAUACCUGUGCAUCUGGCCUGUGUCGUAACGGAGGCUCCUGUAAAGAGGAGGCAGGGAGCUACCUGUGUGUCUGUCCAUACAGGUUCACUGGAAAACACUGUGAAGUGGGGAGGCCAGACCCGUGCUCCUCCAGCCCCUGUCUGAACGGAGGAACAUGUUUCCACUACAUCGGGAAGUACAAGUGUGAAUGUUCCGGAUCCUUCAGCGGGAGACACUGUGACAUCAGCAGGGGGUCAGCACACUCCACAGCAGACCUGGACUGUGGUCCCCCUCUGCAGGUGAAGCAUGCAGAGCUCCAGUUCUCCUCUACGUUGCCAGGCUCCAUGGCGCUGUACGUGUGCCACCCAGGAUACACCCCCAUGCCCAGGGCCACCCAGAGCAUCUGUGGGGGGCAGGGGGCCUGGAGCCAACCUCCUGUCUGCCAGGAGAUCAACGAGUGUUUGUCCCAGCCUUGUCUGAAUGGAGGGACAUGUCGGGACAGGGUGGCGACCUACCAGUGUGCAUGUGACCAAGGCUUCAGUGGAAACCACUGCCAGACAGAUGUGGAUGAGUGUGUGUCGGAGCCCUGUAAGCACGGAGGAGCCUGUGAGGAUCUGCCUGGGUCCUACUCCUGUCACUGCCAGCAGGGUUUCAUGGGACGAGACUGUGAAAUAGACGUUGUGUCUCCAGAGCAGGACGGGUGUGAGUCCAGCCCCUGUCUGAACGGCGGCGUGUGUCGUGGCUACAGGCGAAACCACCUGUGUGUCUGUAAAGAAGGUUUCUUCGGGGAUCGUUGCCAGUCGUUGGACAAUCCCUGUGUACUGCAGCCGUGUGGGAACAGAGGUCUCUGCCAGAGCAACAGGAGAGGGAACUACAGCUGUACUUGCAGAGUGGGACACACAGGCAAGGACUGUGAGAGAGACCUGUUGCCUCCCUCUGGUCUGCAUGUCUUACGGGUGGAGGAGGAUGAGGUGGAGCUGCACUGGGACCUGCCGGCCCCUUCCUCUCAGAGCCUGUUCAGUGGCUUCGCUGUGACCUACGCCCCUCUGGGUCUCCCGGGCCGUGGCAGCGGAACCAGGAAGACCGACUUCCUGGACAAGAAGCAGUCCACCUAUCAGCUGCAGGGCCUGGUGCCCGGCCUGCUGUACAACAUCUCUACGUUCUCAGUGAAACGAAACACCAACAGCAACGACAUCAGCCAGCCAGCCAUCGCUCUCAUACGCACCCGGCCACGGCGGGUGGACCAGCUGCAGGUCGUCAACGUAUCGUCCUCCCAGGUAUGGCUGAGGUGGCUGCUGCAGGCUGCUCAUCACGCAGCUGUCAGCCAGGUGCGCCUCUCCCUGGUCCCCUCAGACGACAGUGGAUCUCGCACCGCCCUGGUAAACACCAGCACCACGGAGUACGCAUUCAGUUCUCUGCUCCCCGGUCAGAUGUACACGGUGGACGUUCUAACUCAGAGUGGUAUCAGACCAGACGAGUCGCCCUCCACCAGUCACUCUGCUGGACCGCUGCAAGUCUGGACACGGCCCCUCCCCCCUCAGAACCUGUCUUUGGCACAUGUGACCUCCAACUCUGCCCUGGUGACGUGGGACCACCAUCCCAGGAACCUGCCAGACGGCUUCGUGGUCAAUGUGACGCGAGGCCUGAGCACCCGGAGUCGCUUCCUACCCAAUGGGAAGUUAGAGACGUAUACCCUGAGAGAGCUUUCUCCGGGACAGCACUACCACCUUGCUCUCACGGCUGUUAGGAACACGGGACAGGAACAGAUUCACAGCGUACCACAGCACCUGGCCUUCACCACAUUAUCGAUGGAGGAACGAUGGGGAGGGAGGACGAGGGGGAGACCGUCUGUCGUUGGCCAGGGAACCCCUGUGAGUCAUACACUAGCCCCGUCUGAACCUCAGGACCUGGGGGUGGCUGGAGAGAGAGAGCUCUCUGAAGAGAUGCCCAGAUACACAGAGCUGAUUGAUGGUAGAGGGAAGAUAACAGCUAAGUUCUCCAAACUGCCCAGAAAGGCCAUCAGACACCGCACUAAACCCGAGCCCCCCAUUCAGCUAGAGAGGAUGGAGGAGACAACUAAUAAAAUCAGCCUUGCACUAGAGAUCCAGAGGAAGGAGGAAGAGGAGGAGUCCAAGAGAAAACCUGAGUCGUCCCAGGACUGCCGGAGUCUGCCCUGCCUGAACGGGGGUACGUGUGCGAAGGGCGGCGACUCCUACAUCUGCGACUGCGUAGCCGGGUUCAAGGGCAGGCAGUGUGAGCUGUUCUGCCAGCGAGUGCCCCACCCGUGUACCCGCCUCUACUCUGAAACCAAGAGCGUGCCCGUCUGGGUGGGUGAAGUCUGCCAUUACCUGUAUAAAAUAACGUAUAAAGUUCAGCAGGAUAUUUGCUAUCGAGAGAUCUGUGGACCACCACUGCUUCCCAAGAAAAGCCCCAACAGAAGAACUAACAGACAACAUUAAUGAAAGCUAAUCUUGGAUGACCCAUGUUGACCCAGAGAUUGGCCUAUUGGAUGACCCAUGUUGACCCAUGUUACCCGGAGAUUGGCCUAUUGGAUGACCCAUGUUGACCCAUGUUACCCAGAGAUUGGCCUAUUGGAUGACCCAUGUUGACCCAUGUUGACCCAGAGAUUGGCCUAUUGGUUGACCCAUGUUACCCAGAGAUUGACCUAUUGGAUGACCCAUGUUGCCCAGAGAUUGGCCUAUUGGUUGACCCAUGUUACCCAGAGAUUGACCUAUUGGAUGACCCAUGUUGACCCAUGUUGCCCAGAGAUUGACCUAUUGGAUGACCCAUGUUGCCCAGAGAUUGGCCUAUUGGUUGACCCAUGUUACCCAGAGAUUGGUCUAUUGGUUGACCCAUGUUGACCCAUGUUGCCCAGAGAUUGACCUAUUGGUUGACCCAGAGAUUGGCCUGUUGGAUGACCCAUGUUGACCCAUGUUGCCCAGAGAUUGACCUAUUGGUUGACCCAGAGAUUGGCCUGUUGAAUGACCCAUGUUGACCCAUGUUGCCCAGAGAUUGACCUAUUGGUUGACCCAGAGAUUGGCCUGUUGGAUGACCCAUGUUGCCCAGAGAUUGGCCUGUUGUAGCCACAGCUUGAAUGAGGAUUUGGAGGAAGCUAACAAGUGGAACAUGAUUGACCCCUACAACCAUCAAUGAGAUUUGGCCCCAGAAUCAUCAAUAAUUUCUAACUAUUCUAUGUCAUAUUUUUUUAAACAGAAUUUUCACUCAUGACGGAUGACAAAUGUACCAUAAACAGUUCACACCUGUGUAAAAUCAAAACAUUAUACAUACCUCAUGUCUCGCAUACAGUGGGGCACAUAGUCAGCCACCAAUUGUGCAAGUUCUCCCACUUAAAAAGAUGAGAGAGGCCUGUAAUUUUCAUCAUAGGUACACUUCAUCUAUGACAGACAAAAUGAGAAUAAAAAAUCCAGAAAAACACAUUGUAGGAUUUUUAAUAAAUUUAUUUGCAAUGUGAUUUUCUGGAUUUUUUUUCUUCUCAUUUUGUCUGUCAUAGUUGAAGUGUAGCUAUGAUGAAAAUUACAGGCCUCUCUCAUCUUUUUAAGUGGGAGAACUUGCACAAUUGGUGGCUGAUUAAAUACUUUUUGCCCCACUGUAUUGGUAGUUUAGUCCCUCUGCUCAGGGAAAUGUGUAUAUUGUCUGUUUCCUCACAAACAACCCUAUUUUAAAAUCUGUAUCGAUUGAUUUAACAAUAAAUGUAACUGUUUUACCUCUUAGCCAAAAAACAUGUUCAGUAAUCAGUACUGGAAAAUAAGUGCCUGUCUUUGUGUCUUUCAACUCUAAACCAACAUCACUGCUAGCUAUCAUGUAAAUAGUGUUUAUAGGCUGUUUUGUAGGUGAAUAUUUUAAUAAUUAAAAUGUUAAAAUGUUA